Girardinichthys multiradiatus is the source of this 3300-nucleotide messenger RNA. It is a transcript of the gene prickle3, whose product is annotated as prickle homolog 3. The coding region runs from base 193 to 2592 and encodes 799 amino acids. The record is from RefSeq and is a predicted model, not a curated record. NCBI's taxonomy places the organism in Eukaryota, Metazoa, Chordata, Actinopteri, Cyprinodontiformes, Goodeidae. Gene Ontology annotation, molecular function: zinc ion binding. The transcript is spliced from 11 exons.
UAAGCUAACUUUUCCCUUCUGAUCCGAAGCCAAAGUCUGACUGGGAUGAAGAGUCCGGGGUAUUCCACAGAGGAGCAGCAUGUAGUUCACGGUAGACUCGGUUGGUUUUUCAGUUUUUAGACCUGAUUAUUUCUUCCUCUCCAUCAGUUUUUUUUUUACCUGGAAAGUGUCUUUUAACGUCCAGCCGACAUCAUGUUCCUCCGCGGCUCGAAGAAGCGACGGUCGAACCGUUCGCAGGAAGAAGAGGACCCAGACAGGGGCCAGCCGUGUAUGCGCUGCGGAGAUCAGUGCCCCGGCUUCCGUGUUCAUGGCUGGAGAAAGAUCUGCGUGCACUGUAAGUGUGUGCGAGAGGAGCACGCAGUGCGAUUGGUGCCAGGGCAGCUGGAAAAGAUGAUGACGAAGCUGGUGUCGGACUUCCAGAGACACUCCAUCUCUGACGACGACUCGGGAUGCGCCUCAGAGGAAUACGCUUGGGUCCCACCUGGGCUCAAGCCUGAACAGGUGUACCAGUAUUUUAGCUGCUUGCCAGAAGACAGGGUGCCUUAUGUGAACAGUCCAGGAGAGAGAUACAGGAUCAAACAGCUGCUGCACCAGCUUCCAGCCCAUGACAGUGAGCCUCAGUACUGCAACUCUUUGGAUGAGGAGGAGAAAAAAGAGCUGCGUGUGUUCAGCCAGCAGAGAAAACGAGAUAAUUUGGGCAGAGGCGUCGUCAGACCUUUUCCUGUUACCAUGACCGGAGCCAUCUGCCAGCAGUGUGGCAGGCAGAUCUGCGGUGGAGACAUAGCUGUGUUUGCCAGUCGGGCUGGUCACGGCAGCUGCUGGCACCCCCAAUGUUUCCAGUGCUCGUCCUGCAGCGAGCUGCUGGUCGACCUGAUCUACUUCUUCCAGGACGGACAGAUCUUCUGCGGGCGGCAUCACGCUGAGAGGCUGAAGCCCCGCUGCCAGGCCUGCGACGAGAUCAUUCUAGCAGACGAGUGUACGGAGGCUGAAGGAAGGUUCUGGCACAUGAAGCACUUCUGCUGCUUUGAGUGUGAGGCAGCACUUGGCGGUCAGCGCUACAUCAUGAGAGAAAGCAGACCCUACUGCUGCUCCUGCUAUGAAUCCCUGUACGCAGAGUACUGUGAUACUUGCGGAGAGACAAUAGGCAUUGACCAAGGCCAGAUGACGUACGAAGGUCAGCACUGGCACGCAGUGGAGUCGUGUUUCUGCUGCGCCCGCUGUCGGCUGCCUCUGCUCGGUCGUCCCUUCCUGCCACGUGGGGGGCUCAUCUUCUGCUCCAGGUCCUGCUCGCUGGGUGAGGAUCCCAAUAACUCGGACUCCUGUGACUCGGCGCUGCAGAGCAGAUCUCCCCAUCACAGCAGGCGGUUGGGGACACCAGAGAGGCUGCGCUGUGGUUCCCCUCUGCAGCCACAAGAGGGCAUCAAACACACUCCUGCACAGGACUGCAUUCAUACUGCAGUGGAAAACAGAGAUCUUCACUGUGGUGCUCCAGUUCAGAAUGGAGUUCCAUCACUCAGUCACCAUCCUUAUCCAAGAGGCUCCUACUCACCUCUGCCCCACAUUCAUCUAGGAAACGGCUUAGGACUGUCCUGGCCCAUUGAUGUUCCACAUUACAGUCUGGUGCCAGGGGACAGUAGUGUCAAGCCCUCAGGCACUAGUUUUCAGUUGCAAGGAGAGCUGAAUGGAAAAACUGGAGUAACUGGUCCUAACUCAAAAGGAACUUCCACCAACAAAGACUGCAGGAACUGGGUGGAAAAGACAAAUCAGGCAAUGCAAGACACGCCUCCCCCCUCAUCAAACAGCUCCCCCAUCCUCCCACCUCCUCUUCCCAUUAAGUCCCGGGACCUGAUGCCACAAGAUUCAGCCCCUCUGACCCAAUCCCACCUAAAGGACCAGCCCCCUGACUCUCCCCCUCCACUGACACGCAGCGGCCAAGCUAGAGUCAGCUUCAGGGAACCAAUCAGCAGCAGCUAUUCUGUAGAAGACGAUGAGGAUGAGGAGGAUGACAAUGAGGAGGAGAUGCUUCAAGUCAGUGUGGAAAACAAGCAGGGUGACGAUGAUGGUGAGGAGGGUGGUUUUGGAAGCAGGUUGUAUCUUCAGAAAGGCAUUCCACCACAGAUGGAUCUAUUGGAUGGCUCUUCAUGUCAUCACCGUCACCUGAGGCGUGGAUGGGGCUGCUCCCGUACCUCCUCUCACCCCGUUCUCCAUUCAGGUUCAGAAAGGCGCCUCCGAAGCUCACGGCCUGAAAGGCCUCGACUGGACACUCUGGACCUGAGAGGUGAGAAAGAGAGAGAUGGACACAACUCCUGCAGCAUCCCCUCCCUUAGCCUCCAACACGGAUCCUACAAACACGAGGACUCCUGUUCCACCUGCUCUUCGUCCUCAGAGUCAGAGGAGGAGGGCUUCUUCCUGGGACAGCGAAUCCCACUGCCCCCGCAGCUUCGGCAGCAGCAGCCUGAGGAGGGCCAAUCCAGGAGGGCAGAGGAGGGCCUGGAGGUGCAGAGAGACCGGGGUCUGAGAGGCAGCAUAAGGAGGAGACGAGCUCUCAGUCAAAAUGCAAAAGACAAAGAUAAAAACUGUGCCGUCUCCUGAGUGCUGAAAAAUCCAAAAGGUAUUUGCUCUGGUUUCUGAUGGUGGCGUAGUGUCAAACCACGGCUUUCAUUCCUAACACACUGAGAGAAGCACAUUAUACCUCUCUACCAUACCUCAUGUUUGUGGUGUUGGUGUUUAUGGGACGUGGAGAUAUUACAUACAGUGCAGAAGCCUUUAAAUAAGUUCAUCUUUUAUUGAAGCAGCAUAACCUCAAACAAAACAAAUGUAAACAAACGCAGCUUUAAAUUUGAGUUAAUUUAGUCAGUAGUGAAAAAAGUUCCUUUCCUUAUUGUUUUGAAUAAACUCACCAGUGGCACAGUUAUUGUUUAAGCUGCUUUGCCAACAUGACAGUCUUCUUCUAUUUCACAUGGUUGAACACACAGAAAGAAAUCUUUGGCCAUUUCUCUUUGCAUCAUCAUUAUAUAUCAGUGGUUCCCAAUGUUGGGGCCAGAGCCACUAAUCAAGGGGGGAGUGUUGAGAUUUUCUUCAGAAUAGAUUGUGGUAACAAGCAUUAAUGCCAAAAACAUCAAGAGAAAAAACAAAACUCUACCCAUAAAUAGAUAAAACAAUAUGUUGUCUAUUAGUACAGUGUCUUGCGAAAGUACUCGUCCCCCUUGAACUGGUCAACCUCUUGCCACAUUUCAGGCUUCAAACAUAAAGAUAUAAAAUUCUAGUUUUUUGUGAAGAAUCAAGAAGUGGGACACAAUG